Molecule: messenger RNA, 791 nt
Organism: Parastagonospora nodorum SN15
Lineage: Eukaryota; Fungi; Ascomycota; Dothideomycetes; Pleosporales; Phaeosphaeriaceae
Exons: 3
Coding region: 1-726 (241 amino acids)
Biological process (GO): electron transport chain
Source: RefSeq, a predicted model, not a curated record
AUGGAGAGCGACAUGGUGUCGACAUUCGCCGCUCCUCGAACCCCAACGCCCGCCAUGUCUGCCCUCGCGCGAACGAUUGCGACUGCAUCCAAGGUGCUCGCCCCAGCCCUGCGCCCGUCCGCGGCGAGCACGCUUGCGCCCCGAUACCGCGCAUACUCGACCAACGAGCCCGCUCCACGCUCAACAGCCGAAGAUGCGCCCGCCGUCAAGCUCACGAGUGCUUCGACCCAGAUCCGCCAGGAAGGUGCUGCCGAGGGCAUGAGGCAUCAGCCCGACUACAACGUGGCCCUCGACUACCGGACUUCCAACUUCUCGCCGAUUCCCAAGCGCGUCAUGGACGGCAGCGAGCCUGGCGAGAGUGUGGCCGCAGCCGUUCUUUCAGGUGCCCCCGUCGAUCUCCAGGCCCGGACUGUGCGCAUCUACAAGCCCGCAAAGACGGCCACCCAGUCUGGCAACUGGAACUCUUCACACUGGCUGAUGGAUUGGGACGUUUUGCCCAAGGGUCACAGGUGGGAGAACCCGCUCAUGGGCUGGGCAUCCUCGGCCGACUUCAUGAACGGCCAUCGCAUCCAGUUCAAGACCAAGGAGGAUGCCAUCAAGUUCGCCAACAAGCAGGGAUACGAGUAUUUUGUGCAGGAGCCCAACAAGCGCAAGUUUGUUCCCAAGGCCUAUGCCAAUCUCUUUACCCACGUCCCUGGCAAGCUGAAGGUCGUCUUGACAAAAUAGACCACAGAGACGUCUGUAUAUACUGGGCUGAAGUCACCUUUCUUUGAAAUUACCAUGCAUUCUUU